GCGGAAGGCUGUGGAUGUCGAGUGAAUCAACAGAUACAUCACUUAAAAUUGGAUUGGAUUUCAGAACCGAUAACUUGCAAUUCAUUUUAAGAAUAUAUUACCAAGCCAGAGCUGUUAGUGCCGCAAUCUGAUCUACAGGAAGUAGGAAAAACUCGUUCUUCCUGAAGCAGCAACGCCCACUGUCCAGUCCACAGAUGGACGAAGUGCUCAGUGUUUGCAGAACAAUAUCGCUGCUGUUUUUCCUGCUAUUUGCUCCAGGCGGCCGCUGCAUCAGCCUGCUCUCGGUCGGCGUACCCCGGCACGUGGCGCACGGACAGUCCACGGUGCUCGAGUGCCAGUUCGACCUGGAGGGCAGGAGGCUGUACUCCGUCAAGUGGUACAAGGACGGGGAGGAGUUCUACCGCUUCGUGCCGGAGGAGAGCCCCCAGAAACAAGUGUUCCACCUGGCCGGCGUCAACGUGGACACCGAAUCUUCCGCUGAGAAUCAAGUGAAGCUGAUGUCGGUGAACCUGAACAGCACAGGACGUUACAGGUGCGAGGUGUCGACGGAGGGUCCGCCUUUCGAAACCGUGUCUGAACAUUCCGACAUGGCAGUCUUCGUGCUGCCCAAGGGCAACCCGCGCAUCACGGGCGGCAGAGCGCGCUACCAGGUGGGCGACCAGGUGCGGCUCAACUGCACCUCUGGCUGGUCGCGGCCCGCGGCGCGCCUCAAGUGGUUCAUCAACGAGCACCAGGCCAACAGGGCGUACCUCGCGAGGCCGGUGGUCCUGGAGUCCGCGGCGGGAGGGGGAGGCCUGCAGGCAGUCGUGCUGGGCCUCGAGUUCACCGUGCGGCCCAAGCACUUCCGCAAGGGCAGCAUGCGGCUCAAGUGCCUGUCGACCAUCUCGUCCAUAUACUUCCGCAGCAACGAGACCACGCUCGGCCGGAUCGACAAGGCCCCGGUCGACCACAGCCAGACCGAGUCGUCGACCAAGCUGGGAGGUCUCGGUGGAAAAGUGGCCGUAGCAGCCUCGUUGUUUUUCGCCCACACCCUGUGGGCCAUGGCAAGAUGUGACUGACGAUGUACUACGUAGCCACUACGUUAUCAAGCGUCACGACGUAAACUUAUGGGUCCAAAUUAUUUACAUCAAGAAGUUCAAAUUAUACCAAAAAAAAAUAAUCAAACAUGUACGUUACUAUGUUUGCUAAUAUCAAAUGAUUGUUAAAACGAAAUUUUAUGUUUUAAAAAUAAAUACAUUGUA
Molecule: messenger RNA, 1241 nt
Organism: Bacillus rossius redtenbacheri
Lineage: Eukaryota; Metazoa; Arthropoda; Insecta; Phasmatodea; Bacillidae
Product: cell adhesion molecule 3-like
Exons: 7
Coding region: 195-1058 (287 amino acids)
Source: RefSeq, a predicted model, not a curated record